Messenger RNA from Aegilops tauschii subsp. strangulata, 588 nucleotides. The record is from RefSeq and is a predicted model, not a curated record. Lineage: Eukaryota; Viridiplantae; Streptophyta; Magnoliopsida; Poales; Poaceae.
AUGGGCCCGCUCGCCCCGUUCCCCUGCACGUACACCCACAGUCGUCCCAGGCCGCACCUUGGUGUGCACCGCGCGCCCGCUGCCGCCCACCACGCCCCGCCUCUGCUCACUUGCUCGCCGGCCGCCACCGCUGCUGUCGCCUGGUACUGUUGCAGCUACCGCGUCGCUGCCGCUGCUGUUCUAGCCGCUGCUUCUGCUCUGCUGCAGGCUGCUCGCUGCUGCUGUUGCGCCCUGCUGCUGGCCCUGCCGCCGCAGCCGUCCACGCCCGGCAGGGCCUCGCCUGUCUUCGCCUAUGCAGCGCCUUGCUCCCCGCCGCAGCCCCCGCUGCCAUCUCCGCCUUCGCCCACCGCUCCUCGCGCCCGCCUCCGGCGCCCGCGCCCACCCCGCGGCCGCUCUCCCCGUUGCUCCCCGCGCACUGCCGCCGCCCUCGCCGGCCAAACGCCCGCUCGCCCUUGCCGCUCCCCGCCGUCCAGCCACUGCCCCGCGGCGACGCCCGGGUUCGGCGCCCCCGGGGCUCCUUUCGCCCAUGCCUGCACACGUGCCUAUGACAUGUGGGUCCAUCCCAAAAAUAGAAUUAAAAUUAAUUAA